Messenger RNA from Mus musculus (house mouse), 4806 nucleotides. It is a transcript of the gene Rab6b, whose product is annotated as RAB6B, member RAS oncogene family. Gene Ontology annotation, molecular function: GTP binding; G protein activity; myosin V binding. Lineage: Eukaryota; Metazoa; Chordata; Mammalia; Rodentia; Muridae. The record is from RefSeq and is a predicted model, not a curated record. Gene Ontology annotation, biological process: protein localization to Golgi membrane; Golgi organization. Gene Ontology annotation, cellular component: cytosol; Golgi membrane; endoplasmic reticulum-Golgi intermediate compartment. The coding region runs from base 72 to 776 and encodes 234 amino acids. The transcript is spliced from 8 exons.
ACGCAGCCCCUGACGGAUGCCGGGCUUGCAUUGUGAGGGCAUAUGGAGUGGGGACCGUCCCUGUGGUGGGAAUGUUGAACCACCAUCCCUGGGUACAUCCACAUCCUGCUGAAGCCUCCUUGGGCGCUCGCGAUGCCUUGGAUGCUUCAGCUAUGGCUGCCACACCCGGCAGCGAAGCCUUCUCAUCUGCCCCUUGUAGCUCCACAUCCGGUGCCAAAGUCGGGAAGACGUCUCUGAUCACGAGGUUCAUGUAUGACAGCUUCGACAACACCUACCAGGCAACCAUCGGGAUUGACUUCUUGUCAAAAACCAUGUACUUGGAAGACCGUACGGUUCGACUGCAGCUCUGGGACACUGCUGGGCAAGAGAGGUUCCGCAGCCUGAUCCCCAGCUACAUCCGAGACUCCACGGUGGCUGUGGUGGUAUAUGACAUUACUAAUCUCAACUCCUUCCAGCAGACUUCUAAAUGGAUUGAUGACGUCAGGACGGAGAGGGGCAGUGACGUGAUCAUCAUGCUUGUGGGUAACAAGACGGAUCUGGCUGAUAAGAGGCAGAUAACCAUCGAGGAAGGAGAACAGCGGGCCAAAGAACUGAGCGUCAUGUUCAUCGAGACCAGCGCGAAGACUGGCUACAACGUGAAGCAGCUCUUCCGACGUGUGGCGUCAGCUCUGCCCGGCAUGGAGAAUGUCCAGGAGAAGAGCAAAGAAGGGAUGAUUGACAUCAAGCUGGACAAGCCUCAGGAGCCCCCGGCCAGCGAGGGCGGCUGCUCCUGUUAAUGCACCGCCCACUCGGCUUCCUCAGCGCCACUCACUUGUUUUGCCUCCUAUAGCUUCCUAACGGGGUGGGAACUGAGUUUAUCAAGACUGGAGGAUCUUUCUUUUCUCUCUCUCUCUCUCUCUAGGAGUAGGGUGGGACAUGGGGAGGGAGGCUGGGCAUCAGGGACCACGUCACUCUUAACAGCUGUUACCUAAACAACUAUUUUUUGGUUUGGUUGUAAUAUAUUGUACUUUAUUAAGAUUGCCAAAAACUGUUAAAAUUUAAAAAAAAAAUUUAAAUCAUGUGUAUACAACUUUUUGCCAGAUUAGAAAAGUAGUCAUUUUUAUUUGAAAGAAGUGCUUUUUUGUUUGUUUGUUUUUGUAUAUUUGUAAACUUACAGAGAACCUCUCCACACACUUCUUCCUUCCUGUUCUCUUGGAACUGUGUGUCACCUCUAUUUUCCUCCUACCCCCGCCCCCCCCAGCCCAGAAAAUUAAAGCAAUUAACUGAACAGUAGUAAUUACAUUCUAGUUCUGGGUCACAUGGCCCAAACCAACCAAACCCGCACUCCACAGUCAAAUCCAACUUUAAUCUAACAAAACAGCCUCUGAGGGGGUAUUGUCGAGUUCUUCCCUGGCAGAGUGGGACACAUUGGCAGGCCCCUGAGAGGAGAUGAAGGCCCGUGGACUGUAGAUUCAGCAGCAGCUCCUUGGCUGCUUCCGCCUCUUCUCCUUCCCUGAAAAAAAUAACCAUAGAGCCAGAAAGCACAGGCAACAGUGUGUUCUCUGGGCUGACCCGGUGACAGACAGCAAGAAGUUACUGGAAGGAUGGGGUGCGCUUGGCAGCUGAGGGCUGAGGCAGUGUGUAAUCUACUGGCCCAACCAUUGACACACAUGGUUAGGCUGACUCGCCAACUCAAUGUGUGAUGCUGGGUGGCUCAGGGACACUGAAGCCUAGGGCACCUGCCAUCACUGCAACUACCAUUGAGGAAGUGAGAGGAGUCGGCCAUGACUCCGGACACUCCAUGUUGUCAGACCCUUGGAUACUAAUCUUGCCGAACGUUGUUCUGGAAAAGCUGAUUCCUUGAUGUGUCCUCACCUCUGGCGUGGUACGUUUGAAAUCUUUGUAUGAAUACCUUUGGGAGUGUUGGCAGCUGCACUGCACGCAUCUUGGAGUCACUGUGGGGUUUCCAGAAGGCUGCUGCCCCAGGGUACUGCAACUUGCCCCCCAGCAGGCUGUCCUUGCUAUUUCCACUCAUUCCCCAGACUGAAGACCUUCAGAGUCUCUUAGCAGAGUGCUCUUCUCAAAGCAGAAUAGCUCUUAUAUUCUAAACGCUCCCGGACUCACUGCCCCUGUCUGCCUUUGGGCAGGCCUGGGGCAGUGACUCUAAUCAGAGCAGCCUAGCCCCAUAGCAUUGGCUCUUCUUUCAGACUGCUGGUGGGCAGAGUGAAUUGCCUCCACAAGGCAGAACUCCAACAAGGAGGUUGGGAUGAAUUAUGGAAUCUCUCAAAGAAUGAGUUCAAAAUGGCAGCCUGUGUGGCAGGGCUGAUUCUGUGAGUGGGCCCGUCAUGCGACUCCAUCCUGGGAGACUGUGUCAAAGCCGGUUCUGAUGAUGAAGAGAGGAAGCAGGACCGCCCUGGGUACCUCCUCCAGAAGGCAAGGACCAAUGUACGAGCAUAAUCGAAACGUCACGUGUUUAGUUUUUAUAUGUGUGUACAUAAUUAUACAUAGAGAUAGACUUGUGUAUACACCCUUCGCGCGCACACAUACACACACUCACAUCCUCACAUAUACAUGUGCUCAGUGUAUAUCCUCGUCUCUCCCGCUCACAACUUGGAACUUACAUUGUGAUUCCGGUUUUUGGAAGUUCAAAAGUAUGCAGUGUAUUGAAAUAAGAAAUAACUCAAUAUUGUCAAAUAACUUGUGGUUGUCUUGCCUUCAAUAAAAUAGUGCAUAGAUGUGUUAAACUACAAGCAAAAGUAGUCCACAGAACUACCUUUACCACUGCUUUUUGUACCUGUGUGCACAGGUGUGCAUGCCGUCGUGGGCCAGUGUCCCCCACUGUGGACACCCCACCCAUGUGGUGCUUGUUGGAAGAAAGCAUACUUAGCCCGUGGUGACAGCAGCCUGGUUGGCAGUGAGGGGCUUUGCUGGUGGCCUCUGGCAGAGCCCCACUGACAGCACUCUCUACUGGCUUUCACUGAAUGAAUGUAGGGUGAAUUUUAACCUUCUGGACACUGAAUAACCUUUCUUGUAUUCCUGUAACUCGAAUUAGAAAAUCCGUUCACUUCUCUUGUGCACACAGUCUAAGACAUCAUGGCCUGCUACUAGAAACAGCAGGUACCAUGGCAGAUGCCAUUUCUGGUCGAUCUGGCCUAAGGAGCCCUGCCUUCCUAGCUUGUACACAAAACCCCCUCCUUGAGUUUAGACUCUCCCAGCCCUGCGGCCCCUGAGAAUUAGGGUUCUGCCCCAUUGCUCCCCCACUCCAGAGGUGCCCUGGCCUUAUUUCCUCAGCCAAGCUACCCAUCUCCUUCCCAAAAGGCAAUCAAGGCAGCCAGGCCCCAACAGAACUAACUGUAGUGGACCUGGGCUUUCCCCCUGACCGCCACCACCAUCCUACUUGUACGUAGGAUCCAAUCAGGUUCUCAUAAAGACAUCCUGAAAUUAUCUGUGCCCCCAUCUUUGCUAAAUUCAGAUCAGUCAGAGGACAAAAUGGAGGGUUCCUCUUAGGGCAUGAUCCCAAUGUCGUAAUUCAGUUCCUCUCUCUGGACACUGCCUGGCCUGGCAGAUGGGCAUGGCCCUCCUCCUUUUCUUUAAGAGACUUGAAAGAGAGUUGUCAGCAAAACUGUGAGCAGUGCAGAGAUUGUGAAAGGGCAGGUAGUGUAAGUAGUAUUGUUGUGGAGUCAGAGGUUAGAAUGCUGGGUGGUUAGAGCCUUGCUGCUGCCAGUCACUGCUCCCCGUUGCCAUCUUUAAACAUUUCGCAAUAUCUCAAGAUCCAGGAAGGCAUGGCCAUGUCAGUUCAAUGUCUCAGGCAACAAAGACAAGGGUUGCAAGGUGGUAGCUAGGAAUAUAGACGCCUGGGCCUAGUCUCUGUAACCCAGUGGCUAACCAGUGUCAGAGAUCUAAGCAGGGCUGGCUUCAGCCUCCUGUAGGCAGGGCAGUUUAUCCCUUUUCCAUAUGGAUGGGGGAGAGGCUGUCAGCAAAGUGGCUGAAGAGAGCUAAGUUAGAGCUACCCAAGAGCCAGCCAGCAGGAGUCUGUGUCAAAUGCUCAGGGCUCGAUGCUCACUAGUUUCUAAACUACCUCUCCCCCAAGAAUGGGAGGCACCAUCACCUUGCCACAGCACUGGGAGCCAAACCCUUCCUGUUUCACGGGUGGGAGAACCAGAACAGAAAAGGUCACCUGCAAGCCAGAGAGGAUCAGAACUAGUGUUGGCAUUCUUGAUCCGUUGCUGACCUUGCGGUGUCCAGACAGGACUGCUGUGCUAGCGUCCCUUAAGCCAUCUCUACUCCAUGGCUAGUACCUAAGGGUCUUCCCAGCCUGGCUAGCUAGAGAGAAGAUAGGUGCAUUUUGGGCUCUCACUGUAAAGAAGAGUGGUCCCCAAAUCUACUUGCAUUGUCUUGUGUACACACACACACACACACACACACACACCCCAGUAGUCAGGGUACCCUUUUAAUUUUUGUUUGAAAUCAACUUCUUCACUGUUUGGAAAUCUUGCAGUUUCAAUGUGCACACUCCUUGGACUCCAGACCCUGUCUGAUUGAUACUCUCUGCAGGGUAUAAUUAUCAGGAAAUCCACGCAGCGGGAGUUCAGAUGGGCCCUUCAGGAGGCAGGAAGCCUCCAUAGCAACGAAGGCCAGCCUGCCAUUGUGAUGUGUUGACUUCUCACCUCACCUGUCCUUUAAAGUGAGGAGCAGAGGGCGGCAUUUCUAUCUGUACUGGGCUCAGAAGGCACAGUGGCCAUAUUGACUUUACAUUCAACUGUGUAAUAUGUGGAAAAGACUCAGCAUGUUGGUCAAACAAUAAACUGUCCUAAUUCUCGACACAAA